Molecule: messenger RNA, 1767 nt
Organism: Trichomonas vaginalis G3
Lineage: Eukaryota; Parabasalia; Trichomonadida; Trichomonadidae
Product: ATPase activity, coupled to transmembrane movement of substances
Exons: 1
Coding region: 1-1767 (588 amino acids)
Biological process (GO): transmembrane transport
Cellular component (GO): membrane
Molecular function (GO): ATP binding; ATP hydrolysis activity; ABC-type transporter activity
Source: RefSeq, a predicted model, not a curated record
AUGCCUGAGUCAGCAGUUUUGUUCAAAACUCAAGGUUCUCAAGACCAAGAGGUCGUAGUAACAACAGGUCUCGAGAUAUUUUCGAUGCUAAAGUUCUUCAAAAGAAAGAUCACACUCAUUCUUACAUUUAUUUUUGCCUGUAUUUCGGGAAUAUGCCCUUUAAUCAUGGUGAAGCUUAUUGGUGGUGUCACAACAGAUCUAUCUUUAGGUGAAUCCCAGGAAGAAGGAGAUUUUAUGAAAAGUAUUAUAAAAAACAUCAUUAGGAUGGCAAUUGCAGAUGCAGUUAUGCUUGUUACUAACCUCAUAUCUCAAUGCCUAAAGUCAUUCUGCACACCACAAUUUGCUCAUGAUCUCAGGUCUGAAAUCUACGGUAACCUCAUUGUAAAACCGAUAGAGUAUUUCGACAAUGCUCAGACAGGAACCCUUAUUGCCAGACUCUCCGAAGAUGUUACGUUAAUUAAAGAGAUAUACUGCGAUAAAGCGAUAGAAGCCUCAAAGAACUGUGCUUUCGCUCUCGCAGGUGUCAUCAUAGCAUUUACAACUUCUUGGCUUGUUUCUCUCAUUUGUGUUGCGACUCUUCCACUCAUUAUUACCAUUUUCAUGCUCACAGAGAAGUGCGUUGGCCAUAUGUGGCACAUGUACAAUGACAAAUCAACUUACGCUAUGGACAAAGCAGAAGAAGUCAUUACACAGUUCAGAACAGUGAAGUCCUUUGACAAUGAACUCGAUGAGUACGAGAAGUAUGCAGAGAGCCUUGAUGGUGUCGAUAGUGUCUAUACGAAAUCUGCCUCAAUUCAAGGUUUCGAGUACGGAAUUCUGACAUUCAUUGAAAACGGUCUCAUCAUUAUGCUCUUUUACAUCAUGUGUUACUUCAUUAUCAAGAAACCGAAGUAUGGCUUACAACCAGGUGAUUGCAUCACUCUCAUUAUCUCGGUUCUCAUUGCUGCAAUGGGAUUUGCAGGAAUGUUUUCAUCUUCCGACGACUUCAGAAGAGCAAACAUUUCAUCACGAAAAGUGCUUUCUAUAAUCAAUCCUGAAGUCAAAGAUAAUGAAGUUCCGUCAAAACCAGAAAUCAAAGAUGUCACUGGAAAAGUUCAACAUGCCCUCAAUAACUUCAAUAUGACUGUUGAACCUGGUCAAACAGUUGCAAUUGUUGGAGAAAGUGGAAGUGGAAAAUCAACAGUUCUUCAUCUUUUGCAGAGAUUUUAUGAUGGCUAUGAAGGAGAAAUCACAAUUGAUGGUCGCAAUGUCAAGGAUUUCAGUGACAAAAGCAUUUGUUCUAAUAUUGCUUCAGUUCCUCAAACUCCUGUGAUCUUCUCAAUGUCCAUUGAAGACAACAUCAAGUAUUCACAUCCAAGUGCUUCCAAUGAUGAAGUUGUUUCUGCAGCCAACAGUGGAAAUGCCCAUGACUUCAUAAACAACAUAUCUCAAUCAUACAAUUCCGAAGUCUCACAGAACUCAUUGUCAGGUGGCCAGAAGCAAAGAAUUUGCAUUUCACGAGCAAUUGUUGCAAACACACCCAUCAUUAUUCUUGAUGAAGCAACAGCAUCUCUUGACACAGAAUCAGAAAGUCUUGUCCAAAAAUCAAUUGAAAACUUCCACGGACAGAAGACUGUCAUAGUUGUUGCCCACAGGUUGUCAACUGUCAAGUCUGCAGACAUCAUUUAUGUCAUGAAAGAAGGCCGUGUCGUUGAGAAAGGUAAUCACGAACAACUUCUUUCUCUUAAUGGUGUGUACUCUGAUUUGGUUAAAUACCAGCUUCAGUAA